Penicillium roqueforti is the source of this 1200-nucleotide messenger RNA. RefSeq names its product CAZyme family GT32. Gene Ontology annotation, biological process: protein N-linked glycosylation. The record is from RefSeq and is a predicted model, not a curated record. Gene Ontology annotation, molecular function: alpha-1,6-mannosyltransferase activity. Gene Ontology annotation, cellular component: mannan polymerase complex. Lineage: Eukaryota; Fungi; Ascomycota; Eurotiomycetes; Eurotiales; Aspergillaceae. The transcript has 2 exons. Bases 1 to 1200 code for a protein of 399 amino acids.
AUGAGAAAUCGCGUGUUUCUGGGGUUUCCAAACCGGCAUAAAUAUGCCCUGGUGGCUGCGAUUCUAACUCUAUUUAUUCUUUUCAAGUCUGUGCCCACAUCCAAGCUCGAUCCCCACACCAAGAAGCUGUACGGGGAGGACCGACCGCGGUAUCUUCACCAGUCUACAUUUCGCAAGAACCCAGACCAUGACUACGAGCUCAAGCUCUCUAAUGCGCUUCGCGCCAUGGAGAUAGAAAGGGAAAUGCGACACGAUGAGGAUGCAACACAUACACUGUGGCAGAUUAUGCUACCAGGAGUCAGCCAGCGAAGCGACGAUUCAAUUCAAUUCGAGGAAAAGAAUUCAGAAUGGAAAUACAAACUGAUAGAAGCCGACUGGGCUGACAAAUUCAUUUUCGACACUCUGGAAUCCAUCCCAGACAUCGCUCGACUCUACAAAUCAUACCCACACUCCGUCCACCGCGGCGAUCUCCUCCGCUAUUUGAUUCUAUGGUACUACGGCGGCUACUACGCAGACCUCGACAUAUAUCCCGCACGAAGCAUCAAAUCAUGCCCGUCACUGCGCGACUCCAUCUUCAAAGCCAACACGGUUAACGCGAAUGUGUCGCUAGUUGUCGGAAUUGAAAUCGACGAGCCAUUCGCUUCGCCGCAGAAGAUGCGCGACUGGCACUGGGCCCGACGCUACGGCUUCAUCCAAUACUCAAUUUAUGCGCCACAACGGUUUAGUCCGCUACUAAGAGAGAUCAUCGUCCGUGUGUUGUCCCAUACGAAGCAGCGAGUCGACGAGGGUCAUUUCUGGAAUAGGAGAUACAACGAAAUGGAUACGAUGGAGAUCACCGGCCCCGGCGUGUUUACAGAUGCUAUUCUCGAUGUGCUGUCGGAUACAUUGCCAUCUACACAUCGGUUAGUACAACAGUCUGUGGAUGCGGACGCUGGGUUCUCGUCCUCGGCUUCGUCUGUGCAGCGUGUGACGUGGGCGCCUUUCCACGCGAUUCAAGAGCCGCUCUGUGUUGAGAGUUCAGAGACUCAGCCUGGCAAGCUAAUGGGAGGGCUGUGUGUUCUACCUGUUAACGCUUGGGGUAAUGGACAGCGGCAUUCUGGAUCCGAGGGCUUCAGUAGUCAACAAGCUUGUAUUAACCAUCGGUUUGGGGGGACUUGGAAGCCUUGGAAACAGAGCUGGCGGAAGUAUCUCUUUGGCUGA